UGUCACCGAGCUUAUCUGUCAAAAUAACCGAGAUAUCGGUUUGAUACGUUUCAACCAUCUUGGUAGCCGUGACUCGGUUUUCGGUCUGUCAUUCGCCAUUGUGUUUACAGCGUGCUAGUGAAACGAAACAAUUUUGGAGUGGUUUUGUGAUUUGAAGUGCGAUAAAAGCGAAAAUGGAUGAGAUUCUGAACAUUCUGCAGGAAGAAGAUGUAAGAAUAUACGAAGUGUUCCUAAAAGAAGAAAUAACGGACUUGGACACCUUCUUAUCCCUGGACAACAAUGAUUUCACUAGACUACAGUUAACGACAAAAAUGAUAAAAAUAAUUCAAAAAUAUCAAAAACAGUAUGGAGUUACAAUUGACAUUACAACGACUCCCAAUGAAUUUAUGGAAGAAACGCAGAGAAAUGAAGUACCAACCAGAAGCUUGAGUUCAACUUUCAAGAUGCACAAUUUUGACAAGGAAAUUGACGUUAGCCUACUCCUUCUGAAAAGUGAUGAAGGUAAACAAAUCCAUGAAACAUUGACAGAAGGAAUUAAACCCGACGAGGUCACCAACAAAAAAAUAAAUCGAAUAAUUUGCGAUUGGCUAGCGGACAAUUACGGCGUGCGUCCACAAACGGAAAAAAAAGUAAUGCUUGCAAAAUCAUUAAUUAAAACUUAUCCCAUUCUGGCCUCGAACGUUUCAGAUGUACCCUAUGCAGCGUGGUUUCAUAAAGGUGGACGAGGAGCAGGACGGCAUGCUGGUUCUAUUCAUUAUAGAAUGGAAACCCUUGCAAAAAGAUCCUGUAGUCGAGUGUUCUACCGAUCAAGACACGAUGAAGCGACUCCAUCUUCUUCAAAAAUAAUAACGAACGACGAAUGUGGAGAAAAUAUUGAUGAUUUGGUGUACGAGUUAGAAACUAUUGUUCCCUUGGAAAAUUCAAUGGAAAACAUAAAAUAUUUAUGGAAACAAACACUGGCUUACCGGCACGAAAAGCGUGCCAGAGGGAUUUUUUCCCAAUUUAUGACCGACUGUUCUGCGGCUUCAGCCUUCGGAGGAGAAUUGAUAUCUUUAGAAUUCGAAUUGAUGAAUCCUACUGCUGCUAAAUUCGAAGACAUGUGGAAUGUAAUCCAACAGAAAAUAUUGGAAAAAUUUCGAAUAGAUUACAGGUACAUAAAAAAUGACCUGAUUCAGUCACUAUGUCUGGUACGAGAAAAAAAUACUAUAAGAGGAGCCAAGCGAACCCGCGAAGAAGACUAUAAAGAGAAUGAUGCGCGUACAUUAAAUCCACUUCACGGAAUAAUCGAUUGGAUUGAUUUCGAGACUUCAUUUCCGACACCUGAUGUCCCGCGCAUUAUAAUUGUUGCCAAAAUGUUUGAACUCGGCGAAUGCUACGUGGUGUGGAAAAACAGUACGAUUCAUGUAGGAAACAAUUUGAUUCGUGCAUUCAUCGUUCUUUGUCAAGCCUUUACAGUUUUCAAUGUAAAAUGCUAUGCGGCUGACAAACUUUUCUUUUCAUUUUUCAUGCUUCAUGCUUCAAACUUGGAGCACUCAGUACAACUAGUAAUAAGUUUUUAA
Messenger RNA from Anopheles arabiensis, 1559 nucleotides. RefSeq lists its product as uncharacterized. Lineage: Eukaryota; Metazoa; Arthropoda; Insecta; Diptera; Culicidae. The transcript is spliced from 8 exons. Bases 174 to 1559 code for a protein of 461 amino acids. The record is from RefSeq and is a predicted model, not a curated record.